Cololabis saira (Pacific saury) is the source of this 1074-nucleotide messenger RNA. It is a transcript of the gene stc1l, whose product is annotated as stanniocalcin 1, like. The transcript has 5 exons. Gene Ontology annotation, molecular function: hormone activity. Bases 27 to 803 code for a protein of 258 amino acids. Gene Ontology annotation, biological process: intracellular calcium ion homeostasis. The record is from RefSeq and is a predicted model, not a curated record. Lineage: Eukaryota; Metazoa; Chordata; Actinopteri; Beloniformes; Belonidae. Gene Ontology annotation, cellular component: extracellular region.
UCUUCCUCGUGGUCUCAGCAGACAGGAUGCUCCACUCUGCUCCACUCCUCCUCCUCCUCCUGGCUCUCUGCUCUGCUGCCGGAGGUUUCCAGCUGCUGCAGGAGGACGCCGCGCCUCGCCGGGCCCGAUUCUCCUCCAACAGCCCGACUGACGUGGCGCGAUGCUUGGGUGACGCUGUGGCGGUGGGCUGCGGCUUCUUCUCCUGCCUUGAAAACUCCACCUGUGACACUGAUGGGAUGCACGAGAUCUGCGAGCUCUUCCUCCACUCAGCUGCCAGCUUCAACACAGAGGGUAAAACCUUUGUGAAGAAGAGUCUGCACUGCAUCAGCCAGGGAAUCUCUGGUAAAGUCUUCCAGACUAUCCGGCGCUGUAACAUCUUUCAGAGGAUGAUCGCUGAGGUCCAGGAGGAGUGCUACACCAGUUUUGACAUCUGCACCGUAGCUCGUACCAAUCCCGACGCAAUCGGAGAGGUGGUGCAGGUACCGGCUCACUUCCCCAACAGGUACUACAGCACCCUGCUGCAGACCCUGCAGGCCUGCGAUGAGCAGACGGUGGCGGCGGUCAGGGCUGGCAUCCUGGCCCGGGUCAGCCCCGACAUGGAGUCUUUCCUCCAGCUGGUCCAGAAUAAACCCUGCGCCCCUGGCUCUUCCUCCCCCGCCUACAACAAUCCAGCCAGCUGGAGGAACAUGCCCGUCUUCAACAUCCAGCCUGGCUUCACCAGCAGAGACCCCACCCACCUGUUCGCCAGGAAGAGGUCUGUGGACAGCCUGGACAGAGAGGCAGGACUUCAAGCUGAUGACUAGAUGAUUCUGAAUGUUUUCCUCAGGCUGAUGUGAACAUCCUGGCGUUGACAUUUACCAAAAAAAACUAUAAUUAUUCUGAUUAUGAGUGAUUAUUUAUUUCUCUUAAUUUAUCGGGCUGGGGUGACGAGGGAACGUGGCUGCAGAGUUUAGAAGAGGCUUUCACGCUGGUCGUGCAGCUCUUUCUCAGAUCUCUGGAAGUCUGAUGUCUAAAAGUGUCCAGAUAAAAACCAGAACAUGGAUUCAGCUGGUUUUAUUUUAGAAAUAAAUGCUG